Messenger RNA from Radiomyces spectabilis, 978 nucleotides. Its product is annotated as protein-tyrosine phosphatase-like protein. Gene Ontology annotation, biological process: protein dephosphorylation. Lineage: Eukaryota; Fungi; Mucoromycota; Mucoromycetes; Mucorales; Radiomycetaceae. Bases 195 to 836 code for a protein of 213 amino acids. The transcript is spliced from 2 exons. Gene Ontology annotation, molecular function: protein tyrosine phosphatase activity. The record is from RefSeq and is a predicted model, not a curated record. Gene Ontology annotation, cellular component: nucleus.
AUAGCUUCGUUACGUUGUUUCUUCGUUUCAACGAAGUUUUUUGCCACUGAUUUAUGAGCUUCUUCCUUGCCAAGGCUAUUCGAUACAAUCACGACGCUUCCGCUGGCCUCCGACGACACUACCUACGCCUGCCUUAGAUACCUUACCUUCAUCAACCAGCUUUUUCUUUUUCUUUUUCUUAUUCUUAAAUCACCAUGGUCAACAUUGCAGAUAGACGAUUUGCUCCAUUGUCACGUACUGGAUCUCCGCUGGGUCGUAUGCUAACGGUUAUUAAUUGUCCCAAUACUACUCUACGCUAUCUAAUUCUUGAUUGCCCUACCGAAUCUACCCUUGAUUUCUAUAUGGAAGAGUUUGCUCACUUGAACGUUACCUCGGUGGUACGAUGCUGCCAACCAACCUACAAUGCGGCCCGAUUAGCAGAGCGAAAGAUAAACGUCAUCGAUCUUCCCUUUAAAGAUGGUGGUGUGCCAUCUCCUUAUGUGAUACGAGAAUGGCUUCAGCUGGUUGAGAAAACAAAAGAAGAAUCCUCAGUAGGUUGCUUACAAACCAUUGCAGUGCAUUGCGUGGCGGGUCUUGGACGUGCCCCUGUGCUUGUGGCUAUUGCAUUGAUCGAAAUGGGAAUGAAGCCGUUGGAUGCCAUUGAAUUUAUCAGGAGUAAACGACGAGGGUCAUUCAACAAACCUCAGAUUGCCUAUUUGGAUUCCUACAAACGGUCUAAGCCGAAAUCGGCCAAUAACUACUCGUUACGCUCUUCUUUGGGACGAAUGUUCAAGAUCGGUGGUGGUGGCAGUGGCGGUGCUAGCAAAGCCGCCAGCACUGUAUCACAGCAAAUAUGAAUAUAUGGUAGUGCCCAUGAUCUCUCACAUCAUUCAUCACACAUACGCACAAACAAUUUCCUUUCUCUAUUUCCCUUGUCUAGAUUUCUGCAUUUGUACGUUUUUGGUUUUUUUUUUGCAAGAAUUUUUUUUUUUUCAUUUU